Molecule: messenger RNA, 6063 nt
Organism: Hyposmocoma kahamanoa
Lineage: Eukaryota; Metazoa; Arthropoda; Insecta; Lepidoptera; Cosmopterigidae
Gene: brat
Product: brain tumor protein
Exons: 5
Coding region: 640-3177 (845 amino acids)
Biological process (GO): negative regulation of translation
Molecular function (GO): protein binding; translation repressor activity; zinc ion binding
Source: RefSeq, a predicted model, not a curated record
GCGCCACCGAGGCGUAUGUGUUACUCGAUUCGCUCUGAUACAGUGGGAAACCGAUAAAACACGCUGCAAAUACAAAGAAUUAACACCCUUAUUUCUGUGCUUAUCAUUUAAAAACGUUCACCGACCUUAUUGAUAUCGCGAAAAACGACUACAGACGCGUUAUUACUUUGAGUUUUCAGUUUAUCUUUUGUUUUGGUUUCUUUAUUUUCACCGGGAAAAGGCCGGGUGCUUGUUAAUAAAAUUGUGCGUACCAAAUAACGUUUUAGUGAGGUUUUCUUUGUUCAGUGACGGUUCUUACAGUACUUCUUGUAACCUACGACGUUAUUCCAAGUGUUUUCGUUUGGAUUAUUUUGUUUUUUAUUCGCCGGCAACUCUGGUGCGACAAGCCGAACACGUGCAUUGUCACUCGGUGCCGGCGUUUCUAAGGAGAAUAACAUCAACACCUUGGGAGUCGAUUUAAAUUAAAAGAUAAAACUGUUUGGGAUUGAUUUGGGAGUUGUGAAACAAAGGCUAUAAAGGUGAACGCACUGCGAGUAUCAGAUAACCGUGUCGCAGCGUCUAAAGGACGAGGCGAGCUGGAUGCCAAACAUGCAUUAGAUAUCGACCAACGAUAUCGAAACGGAUGCCGGUUUCCUGAAGAUGGCCUCACGCACCCCGUCCCUUGAGUCGCUGCCCGGUGCUAACUCUAUAGGUUCGCUGGAGCGUGGCUCCUUAUCGCCCUUGACUCUGAGCGGUUCAUCACCCCCUGCGAGUGACUCCGCCGUAUGUGACCUUCGUGAGUUCGACGGCCUCGACACCAUCUGCGCGAUCUGCCGAGAGACAUUCGUCGACCCAAAAGUACUCAACUGCUUCCACACAUUUUGCCGGGCCUGCCUGGAAAGGGAACAGACUUAUUCAGACAAAGUUACGUGUGUGACUUGCCGCAUCGACAGCCAGCUGCCACCCGCGGGUGUAUCUGGAUUACUGACAAACCUCGUGGUAGCUGCCGCAGUUGAGCAGGACGCGGACCUCCUUCCGUCUGCUCGCCAAACUAACUCGCCUUCAGCCCGCUGCACCGGCUGCAAAUCUAAGGAAUCAGACGCCGUAGCGCGUUGUGUCGACUGCGCCAAUUUCCUCUGCCCGAAUUGCGUCAUGGCGCACCAAUUCAUGCACUGCUUCGAGGGCCACCGCGUGUUGGCGUUCACAGACUUGAAAGAUGACAAAGGUAUGCUCGGAUCUACUCUCACAACGAGCGGUGACAAAACUGCGUUUUGCCCAAGACACAAAAAUGACAUACUCAAAUAUUUCUGCCGCACAUGCUCCGUGCCCGUAUGCAAAGAGUGCACCAUUAUCGAGCACCCUGCAGCACUUCACGAUUGCGAGCACCUGUCUGACGCCGGACCCAAACAAUUGGAGCUUAUGCAACAAGCUGUAAACGAAGCGAAAACUCGCGCAACUGAAAUUAGGCACGUUGUCAAAACUGUUGAACACGCUGCAGGAAAACUACAAGUUCAAUACCACAAAGCUCAAAAUGAAAUUAAUGACACGUUCCAAUUCUACCGCUCAAUGCUUGAAGAACGUAAACAAGAAUUAUUGAAAGAACUCGAAAGCGUGUUUUCCGCUAAACAAAUUGCUCUCACAGUAGUCGGGCAGAAAGCUCAAGAAACCGUUGACAAAAUCUACCAAACUUGCGACUUUGUAGAACGACUGACCAAGUGCGCCAAUAUAGCCGAAAUUUUGAUGUUCAGGAAACUCUUAGACACCAAACUGCAAUCUCUUAUGAGCUCUAAUCCAGAACAAAGUGUUCAAACAGCCUGUGAGCUUGAAUUUGUUUCUAAUUAUCAAGCAAUCCAAGUUGGUGUGCGAAACACAUUCGGUUAUGUACGCUCCAGCUCAGAGGCAAAUGUUGGACCUACUAAGCAACCACCUAUUGCACGCCCCACUAAUGGCUCGCUACUCAAUGGCGGCUCAUCAUCCAGCAGCAGCAGCGUGAAUGGUAGCUCUGGAAGCCUGAACGGUGGAAUCCAUCUCCCGACCGGCCUUAACGGCGUACUGGAUCGCCCCUACACGAACGGUCUUCUAGGACCGACUAGCCAAUCGACAUCGCCAUUCGAUUCGACCAUCAUUUCUAAACGCUUCAAUAGUGCCAAUAGCCUCGGGCCCUUCUCUACUGCCAUUGGAGACAUCAACUUGAAUGGAAUCAAUCCUUAUGAGAAAUGGUCAAACGGUGGCUGCGACUCGCUAUUCCCACCCGCAACUACAGACCCCUAUUCGCUCAGUACUGCCGCUCACACUGAUCCCAUUCUAGACUUGACUAAUAAGCUAAUUUCUACUGCCAUUUUCCCGCCGAAAUCGCAAAUUAAACGACAAAAGAUGAUUUAUCAUUGCAAAUUUGGUGAGUUUGGCGUGAUGGAGGGUCAAUUUACAGAGCCAAGUGGCGUUGCAGUUAAUGCACAAAACGACAUUAUCGUUGCUGACACCAACAACCACCGCAUCCAGAUAUUCGACAAGGAGGGUCGCUUUAAAUUCCAAUUCGGCGAAUGCGGUAAACGAGACGGACAACUUCUCUACCCAAACAGAGUUGCCGUAGUUAGAACCUCUGGUGACAUUAUCGUGACUGAGAGAUCGCCUACGCACCAGAUUCAGAUUUAUAACCAGUACGGCCAAUUCGUACGCAAAUUCGGUGCCAAUAUACUACAGCAUCCGCGAGGUGUCACAGUGGACAACAAAGGACGUAUCGUCGUUGUCGAAUGUAAGGUGAUGCGCGUCAUUAUUUUUGAUCAAGUCGGCAAUGUCCUGCAGAAAUUCGGAUGUUCAAAGCAUCUAGAAUUCCCUAACGGUGUAGUGGUGAAUGAUAAGCAAGAGAUAUUCAUCAGCGACAACCGGGCGCACUGCGUCAAGGUGUUCAAUUACGAGGGCAUUUACUUGCGCCAGAUUGGAGGUGAAGGCGUCACGAAUUACCCGAUUGGUGUUGGCAUCAACGCCGCUGGCGAGAUCCUGAUCGCCGAUAACCACAACAAUUUCAACCUGACUAUAUUCACACAGGACGGACAAUUGGUGUCCGCACUUGAGAGCAAGGUGAAGCACGCACAGUGCUUUGACGUAGCGCUCAUGGACGACGGAUCAGUGGUACUUGCCAGCAAGGAUUACCGCCUCUACAUCUAUCGCUACGUGCAGGUUCCACCUAUAGGUAUGUGAGCCCCCCGCCCUGAUCACAGGAGAUCGGAAUGACCGACGAUCUCCAAGCCAAAAAUCGACACCCUGAAACGUAACUCGCGAGUGUAGAGACCACAGUUCUGGCCAUGUGUCAAUUUUUGAAUAGUUAAAGUGAACAAUCAAAGUGAAGUUAACGAUACUUGCUUUUUUUGUAAGUGCAAGCAAGUGUUAAUGAUUGCGGCUGGCUCGAUGUGAUCAAUUUAACUAACGAUGGGAAUCUUUAACAUAUUUUCGGCAUGAGAUCUCUGUAUGCAUUAUUUCUAAACGAAACUGUAAUGAGAUUAGUUAUAGUAUUGACAUUGUUAUUCGAGUACCUAUUUAAAGGAUAGAGAUUAUUCCGUUGGAUCGAUCUAAACAUGCGAACGGUGUUCUCGACCCCUAUCAUUUUUUGAUCUAUUGAAUAAUAUUUUUUCAUAUCCCACAUCGUUAAAUUAGGGAUGAAUAUUAAGGGCAUUUGUAUUAUUUAGCCCAUUUGUUGGACCAAUAUUUUAACUAUUACUUAACAAAUUGUUAGGCGUUAAGCGUGUGAUUUUAUCGUAAUAAGAGAGCAUCGAGCGGUAUUGUUGUUAGUUUUAAGGACAUUCUUCGGCACAAUGGCACUUCCUGUUUUUAAUUAGCACUUAUUCUGUGUCGAUGGAAAUAUGAUUAUGAAACUAAGUAAGAAGUUGUUAUAUUAUUAAAUAGGUAAGUGUUAAAUUGAUGGGAGCUGAUAUGGACAAUCUUUAGUUACUACCCCUUUUCGAUGUAGUUCCAAAAUUGUAGGGAAAUGUGAUGUUAGCGGUUUUAUCAAUGACAAGUCGACUGCGGCGUUCCUUAGAUAUCCAGUAACAUUUCUGGCACAUACAGCCGGAAAAAUACUGACCCUUAAGAAAAACCAAAAUGCACUGAACAUCACAAUAUGGCGAGUGAUCAAAAAUGUUUUAUAGACUUCGGGCUAGUUUCUUUCCUCUCCGGUCUUCUUAUUAGAACCUUGAGUAUUAUAAAGCAUUUUAGAUUGUUAAUAUAACUUAAUUAUAUUGAAUAAUGAUGAUUGUAGGUGAUCCUUCAAUCGAUUUUAAAAUGACAGUUUAAAUCGACCAUGUUACGUCAAUACCGCCUAGUCACUGAGAGCCUACAGACCUGAAAAUUCUGUUUAUUAUUUUUUGAAAUGAGUGACAUUUGGUUAAUAAUAAUAUUGUUAGUUUUUUUAUACAUAUGUAGUACCUAUUGAAUGUUUUUUUUUAUUAAUUGGACAUGGUAGUAACUAGUAGAGCUUUAUAGGAAAUGAUCGUCUCGCUAGAAUUUUUUUUUCAAUUAAGGUACUGAUUUACAGCUGAAUUUUCACCUCGAGUAUUAAACUUCACUCGUAAACAAAACGAUAUACACUUUGUUAUUUUGGUAAGAUAUUUUUUUUAUAUGGAAACAACUUUAUUUUUAUAUUAGUAGUAUUAUAUGGUGCAUGUGUAACGUUUACUUUAUUGUAUUUUUUAUGAAUAUUAUGCUACUACUUUUUAUACUACAUUACUGUGUGUUUGAGUGUGUUAGCAGAAUUAUUUUAGAUUGAUUUUCAUUACUUUUGGUUUUUUUAUUAGUGAAUAAUGUUUUUAGUAUUUUUUGCUGAAUCUAUAACAAUAAAUAGAUCUGAUGCGGUCCUUACGGAUCGGGGGUAGUUUUUCUUAAUUUUUGAUCUGCAUUAGUGUAGUUUAGGUUAUGAGUUUCAAUUUUGGUGAUAUCCACAAUGUUCGGUGGGAUUGAAGACGUGUCUAUAGAUGGCGCCACAUGGUUGAUGCCUGGACGUGUGCCAUACAAUCAUGUUGUGAUGUAAUAAGUGAUAUUUAGUAUUGUUUGUAAAUAUGUACCAUACUCGGAUUAAAUCUUAAGUUUGAGACAUUUUCGUGUUUCGUAUUACUCGUUAGUGCAAGAUAGUGUUUCGGUAAGCCCCCUUCCAAUUAGUGUUAGUAAAUGAAAUUUUAAUAUUGUUUUUUAUCGAACGUUAUUGUUUGUGUUCCACAAGAAAUAGAGCACACAUUUGCAUGCAUUUAUCGCGUACAUACUUGCACUAAUCACAGCAUUUUAUUAGUACAGUUUCCUUUCACAUUUUCUGUAAUUUUCCCAUCAACCUUUUUCAUGCGCCAUCUUGACAUGUCUUCGAUUUUAACGCCUGCAUCGCUAACUACAUUAGGUGAAGUAAAACUUUGUACAAAUUUCAGUGAUUUCGCCACCAAUGAUUUUAAUAUACGCCACUCUGUUCCUAAUAAAUUAAUAUUAUAUAUCAUUCCUAUCGGAUAAUGUUCUACUUCAUCUAAUUUAUUAAGCGUUUUUACAGUUUUGAAAUUAGCCAAUUAGUUUACGCUGUACCUUAGUUUUUUCUGACGAAUUGUAUAAUACUUCACUAUACAUUAUUUAUAAAGAAUUGAAUUGCGUAAUUAAAUCUCAUUUUUAAUUUAUUUUAAUGCUUAUUAUAUUAAUUUUAUCAUUCUGAUUAAUAUAAUUCGUCUUAAUUAACUGAGGUAGUGUUAGAAACAUUUGAAAUUAUUUUAGAAUUUAGGAAGUUUCGUUCGGAAAGUGUUCGCUGAGAUAGAGUUGUAACUUUUGCGAGUAGACACUUUAAACUUUAAUUUUGGUAACAACAUACGCUUCUACUUAAUGAGAUCAUUUCAUCGUAUUAUAUUUAUAAUUAAGUAUAGCAUAGAAUAUCUAAAUUUCUACAGUUAGUUUUUGGAAAUAUGACGUCACACAUUCAUUGUAAAUUCGUAUACUAUUAUUUUUUUAUUCACUUUCAAUUAUUGACAGUAUGAGUUACGUUUAAUUUUAACCUGAAAAUGGUAUAACUAAGUUCAUUACAUAAAUAUUAUUGCAAAACUAAUUUUUCCUUCACAAUUUAAGUAU